CAGCGUAGGAGAGUACGAGGAGUGGAGCGGGCCUUCGCGCAGGCGCUUUAUAUUGUUUUGACUGAAAAUGCCGUCGGUUUCGAAAACGGCGGCGAGCGCUUCUCCUCAAACCGAGAAACCGACCCACUAUACCUAUUUAAAGGAGUUUAGGACCGAGCAAUGUCCACUGUUUUUGCAACAUAAGUGUACCCAACAUAGACCUUUCACGUGUUUCCACUGGCAUUUCUUAAACCAGCGGAGAAGACGACCGAUCAGAAGAAGGGACGGCACGUUUAACUACAGCCCUGAUGUUUACUGUACCAAGUACGACGAAACAACAGGCAUUUGUCCAGACGGAGAUGAUUGUCCGUACCUGCACCGAACCACAGGUGACACAGAGCGGAAAUACCAUCUGCGCUACUACAAGACUGGCACCUGCAUCCACGAGACAGACACCCGCGGGCACUGUGUAAAGAACGGCCUGCACUGUGCCUUCGCACACGGCCCACAUGACCUGCGGCCCCCUGUCUAUGACAUCAGAGAGAUCCAGGCACAGGAGGCUCUUCAGAAUGGGCAGCUGGGGGCAGGGGAGGGCAUCCCUGACCUGCAGCCUGGAGUGCUCGCCAGCCAGGCCAUGAUCGAGAAGACCCUCACAGAGGACCCCCGGUGGCAGGACACCAACUUUGUUUUGGCAAACUACAAAACGGAUCAGUGCACCAAGCCUCCACGGCUUUGCAGACAGGGCUAUGCCUGCCCGCAUUACCACAACAGCCGAGACAGGAGGAGGAAUCCUCGCAAGUUCAAGUACAGGUCGACGCCGUGCCCCAAUGUGAAGCAUGGGGAUGAAUGGGGAGAGCCCUCAAAGUGUGACAGCGGAGACAGCUGCCAAUACUGCCACUCCCGCACAGAACAGCAGUUCCACCCCGAGAUUUAUAAAUCCACAAAGUGCAACGACAUGAGGCAAACUGGUUACUGUCCGAGGGGUCCCUUCUGCGCAUUUGCACAUGUGGAACGGAUCCCCUCCACAGAGGAGACGAUGAACUCGCUGCUCACCGUCAUGCACACGGGCUCCCAGUCAAAGCUGGGCAGCCAGCAGUAUCCAGAGUGUCCCGCCAGCGAGCUGGGAGGCAAUGCAAACCCCAUCACCAGCACUGCGAGCAACAACGGCCAAACCGCCAGCGUUUCAUGCUCUAAUAGUCCGACUGUAACGUCAAGCUCAGGAAGCAACAGUUCAUUGUCCCCAAUCGGACCCAUCGGCAGGCCCAAAAGCUUUACUAACGGUAGUUUAUGUUCAGAGUCCACCACGUCCAGUGUUUCAUCUCCAACGUCUAACUAUCCCAAAGCGCCGGGGUUUGAGCGUGAGGACCAGGCAAAGAACCUGAAGGGAUAUCCCGUUGAUGGUAAUCAAAAGUUAAUGGACCAAGACAAACAGACCCUUAUCAGUGUAUUCUCAGUGACAAACCCUCUGGCGUCCAGCAUAACUUCCAGCAUAACCUCCAGCCUGGCCUCCAGUAUUGGCUCAGACAGCUCGUCACCCACCACCCUGUCAACCAUGAAUGCAAAAGCCACCCCUUUCUAUCCCGGGAGCAACACCGUGGAGUCAGUCAUAGGUUCUGCUCUUGAUCUGAAUUUCAGUGACAUCAAUGUUGCUUCUCUUGAUAAAGAAUUAGAGGAACAAGAAAAUAAUGGCAUUGGUUUAACAAAUCAGAGGUUGCUAGGAGGAUCAGCCCCUGUGAACAUCCCCGGCUCUUUGGCACGUUCCUCCUCUCUGCAGUCAUCCUCCUCGCUCUCCGCCUCCCCGCUCAGCUCGCUGUCCCAGUCCCUCUCCCAGUCUGUCCUAUCAGGGAUGGCGCCUCAGCAGUGUCAGCCCCCAGCCCCGCCCACCAAGACAGAGCAUGGCCUUCUGGGAACCUCCACCUCCUCCCAGAAUUCCUUGGGUCUUUCCUCCCCUGCAGGUUUGAAUGGGGGCUCUGGCAGUAUAUGGGACUUUGUGAGCGGCAGCUACUCUCCCAGCCCAUCCCCGGUGUUCAGCAGCGUCACCUCCACCACCAUGAGCUCCGGCAGCGCAGACCUGGCACGCAUGUUCAGGGAGCUGGACGAGGCCAAGAGGAAGAUCAAGCAGUGGGAGGAGGCCUGGCAGCAGGUCAAACAGGCCUGUGAAGCCUGGCAGAAAGACGCCCAGGACGCGAAAGAACAGGCGAAGUCCGCCGAGGCGGAGCGGCAACUGGCCACCCAGAAGCGCGAGGACACGGAGCGCAAGCUGAAGGAGCUCCAGGAGGACUUCGACACGCUCUGCAGGUCCUCCAGCGUGCCCCUUCUGCGCAGCUAUGGAGAGCUGGACCAGCUCCCUCUACCAAAGCUUCACUCCAUCCAGAGCCAGCUGCGAACAGACCUAGACCUCAUAGACGGGGUAAUAUAUCAGCUUCAGUCAAAGAAAUGUAUAGUUUGCCAAAAGCAUGAUCGUUCCAUAGUCCUGCAACCUUGUCAGCAUUAUGUACUGUGUGAGAACUGCGCACCUAGCAAAACGGAAUGCCCUUACUGCAAGACAAAAAUACUGAAGUGGUGAUGUAGAACUAUUCAAGAUGGUAUUUAUGGAUUUAGCCCUUUGAAGAACUACUAAUACAUGCAUAAUGCUUACAAUUUAAGAAUGGCAAUUUCUCUCUGUCUUUUCAGUAUUUCAUGUAGUGAAUUGAUAGUUUGAUCAGAAAAUAAAUAAUGGUGUUUGACUGACACAUGGGUUGAUCCUGGAAUUUUCCAAAAUAGUUUAUUUAAUUUUUUUGAAUGAUGACUUGCAUAAAAUAUUUGAAAAGCAUUUAGU
Megalops cyprinoides (Indo-Pacific tarpon) is the source of this 2797-nucleotide messenger RNA. Its product is annotated as putative E3 ubiquitin-protein ligase UNKL. Lineage: Eukaryota; Metazoa; Chordata; Actinopteri; Elopiformes; Megalopidae. Gene Ontology annotation, molecular function: metal ion binding. The transcript has 16 exons. Bases 68 to 2545 code for a protein of 825 amino acids. The record is from RefSeq and is a predicted model, not a curated record.